Messenger RNA from Salvelinus fontinalis (brook trout), 6446 nucleotides. RefSeq names its product voltage-dependent P/Q-type calcium channel subunit alpha-1A-like. Lineage: Eukaryota; Metazoa; Chordata; Actinopteri; Salmoniformes; Salmonidae. Gene Ontology annotation, cellular component: neuronal cell body; voltage-gated calcium channel complex; membrane. Gene Ontology annotation, molecular function: high voltage-gated calcium channel activity. The record is from RefSeq and is a predicted model, not a curated record. Gene Ontology annotation, biological process: calcium ion import across plasma membrane; chemical synaptic transmission.
UACACACACAGGUUUCGGGACAGAAUUUUUUUCAGGCAUUCAGCGCUGAAUUGAUCGGCUCUAGUCGCUUAGUAGCCUAUAGUCCAAAAUACUGGCUGAUCUGGACGGAGACAAUUUCGUGUUCUGAUCUCUCUCUUCUUUUUUUUUUUUUUACAUUUGUAGUCAUUUCUACUAUUUCUAAAGAAAAAGGGCUGCUAUUUCCUCCCUCUCCAUCCAUCCAUUCUUCCAUCUUUCCCUCCCCUAAGGGACGCUGGACGGAUAGCCGAGGAGGCCGUAGAGCGCACUUGUUCACGAAGGAGAGAAAGAGGACGGGCAGGACACUGUUGUCUUUCCAGUGGGCAGAGGUACUCUGCGGGGCGGGGUUGGUGUUCGACUUUCACGGCUUCUGCGCUGCGCUCGACCCGCUUGUGGAGAUCACGAUGACUGGUGGCAAGACACCGGAGCGGUGGCGGAUGCUCCCCACUCCGCUAUGGUGAUGUUGCCCGCGUCCAAAUGUCCCCUCCUCGGAUGAGACCACGUAUGAAUGGACGGCUGUGCAGGUGAUGGAGAGAAUAUGAUCAUUGUGUCGAGGGGGACAUCAUUUAAUUGUUAAGAGAAAUUCGAUUGAGCGCUAAUAUUAGCCUACAUUAUAUUACAAACCACGACGGAUUUCAAUUAAAGAUGAUUAUUGAAUGCAAAUAAGAAAAAUCAACAAAUGUCACAUUUAUCCUUUUCGUGUAUAAGGAUGCCAGUUCAUCUUUGCGCGCGUGUAAAGUGAGUGUGAGGUGGUGGGAGACAAAUUAGCCAGUGUACCAAACAUUGCGGAUGUUACAAAAUAAAUAAAUAAUCAUAGAUUUUAGCUAUUUUUUCCCAAAAUUUUUGGUGUCUGAAACGUACCAUGGCAACCACGACCAACAUGCCCGGUUGAGGGGAAAAACUUGGUGGAUUUAUUUUCUUAUUUUUUUAUUUUGAUAAUCUGAUUUAUUUUAAUAUUGUGCUGUGGUCAUGAUGACAAUUCAACAUUAUAUCUUCAAGCGAAGCACAAGAGGCUUCUGACGAGCCUGUCGCACCGUGGAAAUGGUUCGGGAUAAGACGAUGGAGCAGCCAUGAAGAACAUGAAACAUUUAUACUAACUCAUCUUGGAAUGUCCCCAAUCUGAUAUUCCCAAUAUCCCCAAAGAGCCUUGCUCUUCUUUUUUGGACAUCUAAAAACGAACUGAAGAGGAAUUGUGAAGCCUACUGCACUGAUAGUCGUGCAACAAGCCAAGCUAUCCAGCUCACCCCCACCCACGUUGCAUUUUUUUUUACACCCGCACUUGACCAUUAGCACUAACUCACCGACAGAGACCAAAGCCUACAUGGCGUCUUCAUCUUGUAAAGGCAGCACCAUAUAGGCUACCGUCCCCGCAACUCUCCCCCUGUGCAAGAAGCAGAAUAAAACAGUUGUGUGUAUGAGCAGUCCUCGGGCAGAUGGGAUGUAAUGUUGUGUGGUCGUGCUGAGCAUUCGUCUCCUUCUCAGCUACAGCUGCUUUGUAAAGAUUUGGUGUCCAGAGAAUGGCGCGGUUCGAAAAUGAGAUGCCGUCCAGGUAUGGCGGCGGCCACGGACCAGGGCAUGGGCAUGGACCUGGAGGCCCUGGCCGCGGAGGCAGCCGGCAGGGCGGCCCGGCUGGAGGCCCCGGGGGCCAGCGGGUCUACAAGCAGUCCAUGGCGCAGAGAGCCCGGACCAUGGCCUUGUACAACCCCAUCCCGGUGCGUCAGAACUGCUUCACCGUCAACCGCUCGCUAUUCAUCUUCAGCGAGGAUAACUUUGUGAGAAAAUACGCCAAAAAGAUUACAGAAUGGCCUCCGUUUGAGUGGUUGAUCCUGGCCACCAUCUGUGCCAACUGUAUCGUCCUGGCUCUGGAGCAACAUCUGCCUGAUGGAGACAAGACUCCUCUGUCUGAACGCCUGGAUGACACUGAGCCCUACUUCAUAGGGAUCUUCUGUUUUGAGUCAGGCAUUAAGAUCCUGGCUCUUGGAUUUGCCUUCCAUAAGAACUCCUACAUAAGGAACGGAUGGAAUGCCAUGGACUUCGUAGUAGUAUGCACAGGGAUCCUGUCUACAGUGGGAUCGGACUUCGAUUUGCGGACUCUGAGAGCGGUCCGUGUGCUGAGACCCCUCAAACUGGUGUCUGGGAUACCCAGCCUCCAGGUGGUCCUCAAGUCCAUCAUGAAGGCUAUGAUUCCACUGCUGCAGAUCGGCCUGUUGCUAUUCUUCGCCAUCCUCAUGUUCGCUAUCAUCGGCCUGGAGUUCUACAUGGGCAAAUUCCAUACUACCUGCUUCGACAUUCACACAGAUGAGAUUCGCGAGGAGUUUCCGUGUGGGACCGAAGCCCCGUCGAGACUAUGUCCAAACGGGACCACGUGUCGAAAGUAUUGGCUGGGGCCUAACUACGGCAUCACCCAGUUUGACAACAUCCUGUUUGCCGUGCUCACAGUCUUCCAAUGUAUUACCAUGGAGGGAUGGACUGACCUGCUCUACUAUAGCAACGAUGCCUCAGGGAGCGCGUGGAACUGGAUGUACUUCAUUCCCCUCAUCAUCAUCGGCUCUUUCUUCAUGUUGAACCUGGUCCUGGGUGUACUGUCUGGGGAGUUUGCCAAAGAGAGAGAGCGAGUGGAGAAUAGGAGUGAGUUUCUGAAGCUGAGGAGACAGCAGCAGAUAGAGAGAGAGCUCAAUGGAUACCUGGAGUGGAUUUGUAAAGCAGAAGAAGUGAUCUUAGCAGACGAUGAAGACCCUGAUGCAUUUGACGCCACCCGCAGGAGACCCACCAUCAAAAACAACAAGAACAAAACAGAUCUCCUUAACCCAGAGGAUGGGAAUGGAGACCUGGCAGUGGGUUCUCCCUUUGCGCGGGCCAGUCUGAAGAGUUCAAAGCUGGAGGGCUCUAACUUCCAUAAGAGGGAGCGUCGUCUGCGUUUCUUCAUCAGACGCAUUGUGAAGACCCAGUAUUUCUACUGGAGUGUACUGUGUCUGGUGGGACUUAACACCAUGUGUGUGGCUGUAGUACACUACGACCAGCCUGAACCACUCUCAGACUUCCUCUACUUUGCAGAGUUCGUCUUCUUGAGUAUCUUCAUGUCUGAGAUGGGUAUAAAGAUUUAUGGACUGGGGUCACAGCCUUACUUUCACUCCUCCUUUAACUGCUUUGACUGCAUUGUAAUAUGUGGCAGCAUAUUCGAGGUGCUGUGGGGUUUUAUCCAGCCUGGGACAUCCUUUGGUAUCAGUGUAUUACGAGCUCUAAGGUUACUGAGAAUCUUCAAAGUCACCAAGUACUGGGCGUCUUUGAGGAACCUGGUUGUAUCUCUGCUCAACUCCAUGAAAUCCAUUAUAAGCCUGCUCUUCCUCCUCUUCCUCUUUAUCGUCGUCUUCGCUCUGUUGGGCAUGCAGCUCUUCGGAGGACAGUUUAAUUUUGAAUCUGGCACUCCCCCGACCAACUUUGAUACUUUCCCUGCAGCAAUAAUGACUGUGUUCCAGAUCCUGACCGGAGAAGACUGGAACAUGGUCAUGUAUGAUGGAAUAGAGUCUCAGGGAGGAGUCAACAACGGAAUGGUCUUCUCAGUCUUCUUCAUCGUGCUCACACUUUUCGGCAACUACACUCUGCUGAAUGUGUUCUUGGCCAUCGCUGUGGACAAUCUGGCCAACGCACAGGAACUCACUAAGGACGAGCAGGAAGAGGAAGCCGCUUCCAAGAAAAAUGCUUUGCAAAAAGCCAAGGAGGUGGCCGAAGUCAGCCCUCAGUCUGCAACCAACCUGUCCAUAGCGGCUAAGGAGCAGCAGAAGAACAAUAAGGGUGGUAAUAAGUCCGUUUGGGAACAGAGGACCAAGGAGCUGAGGAAACAGACUCUAAUGACCAGCAGAGAGGCCCUCUACAACGAACUGGACCCAGAGGACCGCUGGAAGGUGAACUACUCCCGCCACAUCCGUCCUGACAUGAAGACCCAUACAGACCGCCCUCUAGUGGUGGACCCCCAGGAGAACCGCAACAACAACACCAACAAGACCACCAAAGAGCCUGACCCCCGCCUCAGCCAGCAGCACGCCGACCAGCUGCUCCGCAAGCAGACACACGUCCACGAGAGAGGAGGUGGGGGAGGAGGAGGUGGGGGCUCAGGGUCUGGUUCAGGCCCUGGAAGGCCCUAUGAGCGGGCAGACUCUACGGAGAGCCGCAGGAGCCGUAAGGAGAGCAAGGAGCACCAGGAGCUCCAACACCACCACUCCUCCCAUACCCGCCUAGAUGCAACGAUGCUGGGACAGAGUGGAGAGGAGAGGCCCCAGAGAAGGCACCACCACCCACGGGGCCAGGCGGGCUCAUCGGAGCACAGGAAACCCCGCCAGCACCGCAUGCCCCCAGAGGACGAAGAGGGGGGAGGUGGAGGUGGUGGAGGAGGAGGAGGAGGAGGGGAAAGGCGGCACAAGAGCAGGGGGACAGAAGGAGAAGGCGAGGGGGAGCAAGAGGGGGGUGAUGGAGGUGAGAGGAGGCAGAGACGGCAUCGCCAUGGCACUCAGUCGGGGUGUGAUGGUGAGGGGAAGAGGACGCGGCAACACCGCAGGAAGGAUGGUCCCAACCUGUCCACCACACGGCCCAUCCAGAAGAGCCUCUGUAGACAGGACAGCCAGUACAGCGAGGACAUGGACAAUGUCAUGAACAGUAAACUGGCCACCAGCCAGCCCCAGCUACCCCCAGGCUCCACCCAGCAGCCCUGCCCAGCCUCGGGCCUCCCCAGCCCAGCCAAACACACUACUCCAGGUCCAGGCUUCGGCCCUGCAGGCCUCAACACUCACCUGACCAACAGCAGCUCCCACCUGGGCCUAGAUGGAAGCCUGGUUCCUGCAUACGGAAGUAGCACCCGGAUACCGGACCACACGGCAGUGGACAUACCACCCAUGUUUCCUUCCCACAACGCCAUAUUGCAGGUCAAUAAAAAUGCUAACACGGAGCCUCUGCCUAAGAAGGAGGAUAAGGAUGAUGAUGAUGAUGAGAAGGGUGAUGAAGAUGGACCCAAACCAAUGCCCCCCUAUAGCUCCAUGUUCAUCCUCUCUACCACCAACCCGUUCCGGAGACUAUGCCACUACAUUGUGACUCUGAAAUUCUUUGAGUUUGGUAUCCUGUCUACCAUCGCUAUGAGCAGUAUCGCCCUGGCAGCAGAAGACCCCGUCUGGCCAGAAUCACCUCGCAACAAUGUUCUGCGCUACUUUGACUAUGUGUUUACGGGAGUGUUCACCUUUGAGAUGUUGAUUAAGAUGGUGGAUCUGGGCCUGGUGUUGCACCAGGGCUCCUAUUUCCGUGACCUGUGGAACAUCCUGGACUUUAUAGUGGUUAGUGGUGCUCUGGUGGCCUUCGCCUUCACGGGGAGCAGUAAGGGGAAAGACAUCAGCACAAUCAAGUCUCUGAGGGUUCUGAGAGUGUUGCGACCUCUGAAGACUAUCAAGCGUCUUCCAAAGCUCAAGGCUGUGUUUGACUGUGUGGUCAACUCCCUGAAGAACGUCCUGAACAUCCUCAUCGUCUACAUGCUCUUCAUGUUUAUUUUUGCUGUGGUGGCCGUGCAGCUGUUCAAAGGCAGAUUCUUCUACUGCACUGACGAGUCCAAGGAGUUUGAGCGCGAUUGCAGGGGCGAAUAUCUAGUCUAUGAGCGGAAUAAUGAAGUGAAGGCGCAGAAGCGGGAGUGGAAGAAGUACGAUUUCCACUACGACAACGUGCUUUGGGCCCUGCUCACCCUCUUCACCGUGUCUACCGGAGAGGGGUGGCCGCAGGUGCUGAAACAUUCAGUGGAUGCGACCUAUGAGAAUCAGGGCCCGAGCCCGGGGUACCGGAUGGAGAUGUCCAUCUUUUACGUGGUGUACUUCGUGGUCUUCCCCUUCUUCUUCGUCAAUAUCUUCGUAGCUCUCAUCAUCAUCACUUUCCAGGAGCAAGGAGACAAGAUGAUGGAGGAUUACAGUUUAGAGAAAAACGAGAGAGGCUGCAUAGACUUUGCCAUUAAUGCCAAACCGUUGACGCGACACAUGCCCAAGAACAAGCAAAGCUUCCAGUACCGCAUGUGGGAGUUUGUGGUGUCACCGCCAUUCGAGUAUACAAUCAUGGCUAUGAUCGCGCUCAAUACUAUCGUUCUGAUGAUGAAGUACGACGGAGCCUCUCCGGCCUAUGAGGCUGUGCUGGCCAACCUGAACAUCGUGUUCACCUCGCUGUUCUCCAUGGAGUGUGUGCUCAAGAUCAUCGCCUUUGGAGUGCUGAAUUACUUCAAAGAUGCCUGGAACAUUUUUGACUGUGUGACAGUCCUGGGCAGCAUUACAGAUAUUUUAGUGACUGAGCUCGGGAAUAACUUCAUCAACUUGAGUUUCCUGAGACUGUUCAGGGCUGCCAGGCUCAUCAAACUGCUCCGGCAGGGAGAGACCAUCCGCAUCCUGCUCUGGACCUUUGUUCAAUCCUUCAAG